ACAGGAUUGUCUAUUGUGUCGGAUUUCGUGAACUUAUAUCGUCGUCGGUCGAUGCCAAUAUUUUAUGAGUUAAAGAAUUAUACUGUUAUGAUCUAGUGUAACGUUGCAUAUAUGAUUUUUAUGGAAGUAACUUUGCCGGGGGAAUAAGGCAUUGAAAGCGAGUAUUAUGUAUUAUGUCAUGAUCGGAUUUCACAGUCAAGGUCACAACGUCGUUGGUAAUUUGAGCGUGCCCUUGCAGUCUACCAUAUGCAGAUGGUUCAUGGAUGAAGCCAAUUGAUUUAAAUUGUAAAAGUUGCCAAGUCGAUUAAUGGAUGCAGUUAUUGAUUCUUGCUCUAUGCAUAUGCUUCGUGCGUUAAAAUGUCCACUUGGAAAAAGCGAAGCUUCUUGGUUGGUGGGUUCCAAAGUUGAAUUUCCCGGUUCUGGAAAGACCGAUAUUCUGUCGAUGUCGAUGCGAUUGACGCACUCUAUUUCGGCUGUUCAAGUAUUCGACUGUGUUGAAAAUGAUGAUGUAAACUUAUUGAACUACAAAUUGGAGGAAAAGCCUCAUUUGAUUGAAGCUCGUGAUGAGGAAGCACAGACGCUUUUAAUCGUUGCCGCACAAAAAGGGUGCGUAAACAGCCUUCGUGAAUUACUGAAAAAAAAUUCCAAAGAUGUCAACGAAACUGACAAGGAUGAAACCACAGCAUUAAUUGCUGCAGUGAAAGAAAAUCACGAACAGUGCGCGGUUGAACUUUAUAAAAAUGGUGCUGAUCUAACUUUAACAGAUAAGAAUGGUUGGGGACCAGUCACGUGGGCAGCAUACAGAGGUCAUUUACCUGUUGUAAAAAGAUUGCUGCAAUGGGGUGGAGACCCAAACGAAUCUGGACCGCAUGGUAUGAAUCCUGUCAUAUGGGCUUCCGGUCGUGGACACCAAACGGUCGUUGAGGAGUUUCUUGAAGCUGGUGCCAACCCUAACUCGUGCGAUAAGUACGGAACGUCAGCUCUGGUGUGGGCGGCGCGUAAAGGCCAUGUUGGUGUUAUUAAAGCACUUCUCGAUAAGCAAGCCGACAUUAAUAAACCUGGAAACAACGGUUGGACGCCUUUAAUAAUGGCUGCCAAAGAAGGUUUUGAACAAGUCGUGGCUUUGUUACUCGAUCGUGGCGCUGAUGUGAACUUUCUGGAUCAUGAAAAAAAUUCCGCAUUGAUUUUGGCCGUGAAAUACGGGCAUACUGAGAUAGUUCAAAAACUCGCCAUUCAUGGGGCCUACAUUAACAUACGAGAUAAGGAUGGAAUGCCGGUCUUGGUCACUGCAUGUAAAGAUGGAAAUGUAGAAAUUGUACGAUCAUUGUUGAAAAAUUAUGCCGAUGUUGAAGCAGGAGAUAUGAGCGGAAAGACUGCAUUGUGGUACGCUGUUGAAGAAAAUAACGUUGAUGUUGUUAAAGAACUUUUAGACCACGAUGCUUUUACGGAAUCUAAACGAAAGGACGGCGAAACUCCGUUAUUGUUGGCUGUAAAUAAGCGCCACGUAGAGAUCACGUCACUUUUGUUGGAAAAAAGCGCCGACUUGUUUGUCAGCAAUAAGAAGGGAGAUACAGCCUUGCAUAUUGCAGUUCGCAAUCGAUAUCGUCGAAUUGCUGAGAUAAUUCUUAAAGAUCCCCGAAGUGCCCGAUUGCUUUAUCAGACGAACAGAGCUGGGGAGACGCCAUACAAAAUUGAUCAGCAUCAUAAAAAGAGCGUUUUGAAGCCUUUUUUAGGUAUGGUUGAUGACGACAGACACUUAACAGGGGAAUUACUUGGUCAUAAUGCGUACGCUACAUCAUUGGCUGAGUUGCUUAGUGAACCGUGCCUAGAGCUACCUCUUACCGUUGGUGUAUACUCAAAAUGGGGCAACAACAAAAAUUACUUUUUUAAAAAACUUCAACAGGAAAUACAAGCAAUAACUCAAGAAACACAUCGUACCAAGCUGCACUUCACAACAUUUGGAAUAUUAUCGUGUUUGUUUUUCUGUGGUUUGAUUGGUGUUCUAUUUUGUGCCCUAUUUCAUUGGACUGUCGGCGUCGGCGUCGGAAGCAUUUUAUUUAUUGUUUGUGUGGCUGCCUUCUCGUUGGUUCUCGUGUGGGACACUAGAUUGUACGAAAGAGGUGAUACCUCGUGGAUUGGCCAGUUCUUUUAUAGAUUUUCGAAUUAUUUUUAUUUAUUAUACUUGAUCAUUUUCUUCCAACCCCCCACGAUAACGUUUUUUCGUUCCUCCCAACCCGUACGUUAUGCAUUCGUAGAUUUUAGCAAACUAACAAGAAACAUUAACGAAGCAACAGCGCUUGUCAAUAUGAUUGAAGCAUUGAACGACGUGUUAGAAAGGACUUUCGGCCGAGUUCCUUCAAGACUUUACCGUGUACUUCGGCCAGCAGCAGUCGAGUAUGUGGGCCUUAAGUAUAUGCGACCACAGUUUAAGAAAUGUUGUUGUUGCGUGCCAAAGUUAGUGAUAUUUUGCUUCGUUGUUAUAUGUGGUGCGAUCAGUGUUAUUUUGUACAGUCUGGAUGGAUGGAAACAUGGCUCCCUUGUUGCUGGUCUACAAAUCGCAGGCGCGUGCAUCGUAGGUAUAUUUUUGGUUGUACACAUAACGACGUUUUGCUCCGUCAUUUAUUCGCUGCUCUUCUCGCCUAAACGUCGCGUAUCUAUUGUUGCCACUCAAUUGGGCCUUAAGGAGGAAGGCUUCAUCCAUGCGCUAAAGCAGGAAGUUGAGCUGCUUACAGAAAUCGUGCUGGCGCUGGAUAGCUUUAGAAAUGUUCAAACUCGAAUUAUUCUAUCACUUGAUGGACUCGAUAUUUCUGAGCAACAGAAGGUAAUACAUCUUGUGGACUCUAUGAACUUGCUUUUCACAGACGCCGACGCUCCAUUCGUCUGCAUGAUCGCUAUGGAUCCUCGCGUCAUGAUACGGGCCAUCGAACAAAAUUUCAGCGAUGUAUUGCAGGAUUCGCACAUUACUGCGUUAGAUUAUCUUCGGAACAUUGUUCAUAUUCCGGUUUUCCUACCUGAACCUAAAACAAACUUUACUGUAAACCUACCUGACGCAUUGUUGGUAUCUGUCGAGCAAUUGCUCCUCCGACAAAGGAGAACAAGUGGCUUCGACUUAGAAUGGGAGGGUGAAGUUUUGGAACUGUCGACGCAGCAUGCGCAUGAGCAUCGAAAGGGUAACCGCUUUUCAGAGUCGAAUGGCUUCCCACAUAGUACCAUAUUAACUAUUGACGACAAUGGUGCAGCUGGCUGUCGUUUAAGUAGAAGCUUUAUUGAUGUCAGUUUUGAGAGAUACGAAGAGACGCCUGAUUUGACACAUGUUCUGGCAAACAAUGAGACGCUUACCCCCCUUGGGAUACAACGAUUACUACAUACAACUUCGUUAAGUGGGCGAUUACUACGUGCGAAAGGCAUUGGUUUUCAAUGGAACGCUUUAGCAACUUGGGUCAGCCUGGUGGAUGCUUGGCCACACAGGGUCUCUUGGCUUGUGUUGAUUUUAGAAGAAUUUAACGUAUUACCAGACAAUUUACCAUUAAAGACAUUGUUUACGACAACUCAAGCUUGGAUGCCAAUUUCUAUAGGAUACGAAUAUGCAAUAGAUAACGAUCCUGUUUAUUUCGAAGCUUACCUUGGUAAUCAUUACCCAGUGUUGAGGGUUGAAGAAGCGAGGAAUUUUCUCCCGGGAACAGUGAAUCUUGAUCCGGCUAUAAGGAACCAGCUAUCACAAGGUCUACGACAGAAGCAAAAGUUAACGGUAAACAAGAGCGUCAUUGUAGACGAUGGUGUUGACUGGGAAUCGUGGGACUCAGUGAAUAUGACGUCACUAAGUGAAGAAGGCGUUUGUAUGAAGCUUUCCCAAAUUCAUGGCAUUAGUAUUUCCUUGGUUCAUACUUAUCAAACGAUUAUACGUGAAAACAACAUAAACGGUCAAGUAUUGCUUGAAUGUGACAUCCAGGAGUUGAAAGAUGUUAUGAAGAUGAAUUUUGGCGAUUGGCAAUUGUUUCGUGCGUGGAUUAUGCGUCAUCGAGCGACACAACAGACAUCGCAAUCUUGCGAAGCAAAACCGUCAUCAUCUUGGCCAAGUGGACAGAAACAUUGCGAGAGAAAGACUUCUAAUGAUACCUAUCACAAAAUGGGAAAUCUACCUUGUGGAAAUUCGCGAGCAAAUGGGAAAAAAUACGGCCGUGAUGAGAAAAGGACAAACGAGAAGAAAGAUGCUGUGAAUAAUCAACCUAUACCGAAGAUUAUCGUGGAUCCUGGCUCCAGCUUUAACAGCCUUCCGGAAACUGAGGAUGUUGGUGACGUUACCAUUGAGAAGAUGAGUACUAAGCAAGAUAAAUGUAUUAUUGAGAAUGAAGAAUCCUCAAAAAGCACCGACUCAGACGUUAAGACAUCGAAUUCAACAGAUGUUCAAGAUCUCUACACGAUAGCACCGCAAGCUAGUUUUAUUGACACCAGUGAUGAGGAAAAUUUUGACGAAGUCAGUCCUCUGACGAAAGGAAAAUCAUCAACUGUACCUGUUGCGUCUAACAACGGAUUUAGCAAACCAUCUUCAUCGAAACACAAAGUUGCUUUAUCGAAAGGGAAAGACCACUAUUCAAACACUAUGAAUCCUGUGGAAGAUGAAGAUGAAUCCAAAAGGGUGACGCCUAUACUCUUUACAUUAUCCCCUACCAAGAAAGGUACCAAACAGGUUGUAUCUGUUGUUGCAACCCGAGAGUUGCCUGCGUCUUUCUCUCGACCUUCAAGUGUGCCAAGCACACCAGUGACACGCAAACCCAACAUUCAGGUUCGCACAGUAAAAAGUCCAAAGUCGUUUCGGGGAUUCUUUCCUUGCAGCAGCUCGCAAAUAGAUGAGAAGAGGGGCACUAGUUCCAGUUCCUACACGUCAAGAAAGAAAGAUAUUUCGAAUGAUGAAAAAAGUGUCAUGCUUUCGCAUACCGACGAGUUGAACUUCACUGAAAACCAUUGUGAUAAACAAUCAAAUGAUCGCGAUUUGAAGAUGCACAUUUUAGUGAAAGGGGAAGAUAAAGAAUGUGGAGAUCACGGCUUUCCGAAGAACCGACAUGAGUCUUCUUUCUCAAGUGGUUCUGAUGAAAUGCGUACAGUUAAAAAGGACCUUUCCCACAUUUCCAGGAAUAUCGUGAUGGUGUAUGAAUCUGAACCACCACCGAGCCGAGAAUCUUUACUAUGUCAGAGAAAUUCCAAGCAUGACAGCUUGAGUGAUAAAGGCUCGAACACUAAUGAAUCUUUUGACGAUUCCCCAAACAACAGCGAUAAAGGAUACGAGUCGGUAGACAACUCCCAAUUCGGCGAAUCAGAUGAAAUUAGUUACCGUUUGCGAACGGUGGAUGGUUGUGAUCGUAACUCUAAACCGCUGAACCAAAGAAAUGCUGAAAAUUGUGAGCCAAAUAAACUUCAUAAAAUCAACGUCGUUACAAAUGUUCCCUCGGAUCAGACGCCAUCUUUUUGGGUUCCACACCAGGAUCAGGGAGCUGUGACUUCUGAUAAUAAUGUAACAGGGAACACGGGCACCAGCCGUCAACUUGAAAAUAAUGUUCUAAGCCAAACAUCGGUGUAGCCAUAAGCUGUUGGCUUUAGCCAGAAAGUUGCAUGCAACAUAUGAAAAAGCGUUUACGAAGAAAGUAUGAAAAAAAAGAAAAAAUCGUCUUUAUUUUUUCAUAUCUGCGAUAGUGAGAUAUAUUGGAGGCUUAUCGUGAUGAUCUUUAGUCGGGGUUCAGUGUUUUUCAAUUUAAAUAAUUUAUGUAAUAAUGACAUUGUGGGAAUUUUUAAAAAAUAUUUAUAAAUUGAAACUGUCACUUUGGCUUAUUUUUACCUACUUAUGAGUUCAUUAAUGAAAAAUAUCAUAAAGCACCAUGUUCAAGAGAGUGUGUUUACAUUAUUUUUAGUCCGACUUAGCUUAGUAAUUGUGUAUGUAAUGUAUUAGCACAGAAUAAGAAUAUACAGAAGAGUCACUCGUGUCGGAAGCUUUGACGUUUUUGGCCUAGCGCUUGUCCUGCCGCGCAUGGUGGCCGCCAUUAUUCCAGUCAGAUGAUUAGGGUUUUUGACUUUUUCCAAACCUUUAAAAUGAUCCGAAGUCAUUUCUUAAGUCAAAGUAUACUGGAAUCAUUAUUAAGUAUUGACGUCAUGUAAUUUUACUGCUUGGAAACAAGUGAGAAAUCCUAAUAAUCUGGCUGAAAUAAUGGCCCACAUGAGGACGGGUUUGAUUGACCCUUCUGUAUAAUCAUUAUUCUGUGGUAUUAGUUAAUUCUACACUCAGUUUACAUAGAAUAAAGUUAUUAUAUAGAAUAAAUAAAUUAUUCAAUUUUAUCAUACACUGGAUAAAUUUAUUGUUGCCAUCGGAAUAUCAGUGCUAAAUUAAAUGGUGAAAGAAGAA
Molecule: messenger RNA, 6391 nt
Organism: Xenia sp. Carnegie-2017
Lineage: Eukaryota; Metazoa; Cnidaria; Anthozoa; Malacalcyonacea; Xeniidae
Product: kinase D-interacting substrate of 220 kDa B-like
Exons: 21
Coding region: 308-5575 (1755 amino acids)
Molecular function (GO): protein binding
Source: RefSeq, a predicted model, not a curated record